Molecule: messenger RNA, 1159 nt
Organism: Manihot esculenta (cassava)
Lineage: Eukaryota; Viridiplantae; Streptophyta; Magnoliopsida; Malpighiales; Euphorbiaceae
Product: ER lumen protein-retaining receptor
Exons: 6
Coding region: 275-922 (215 amino acids)
Biological process (GO): endoplasmic reticulum to Golgi vesicle-mediated transport; protein retention in ER lumen
Cellular component (GO): cis-Golgi network; endoplasmic reticulum; membrane
Molecular function (GO): ER lumen protein retrieval receptor activity
Source: RefSeq, a predicted model, not a curated record
CAUGAGUUAAUGUUUAUUAUUUUGAUUAAACAAAAACCCAACAAUAGGAAAAGCGCCCCCACGGGAAAAGUUUCGCGAAGGUUAGCUCAUGCUGCGAGAUCUGAGCCUGGUGUGAAUCCACCGAACAGCCUUGUCUACAACGAGCAACCUUCUCCGCUUCUCUGUCUGUCUGCUCCUCCGCUAAACUGCGAACAAGGGAACUCAACUCAAGUAGAAUUUGUUAGAGAUUCGGACAUAGUUUUUUGAGAGACUAGUAGAUCGAAUCUCGAAGAAGAUGAAUAUAUUCAGAUUAGCAGGUGAUAUGACUCACCUUGCCAGCGUUCUCGUAUUGCUCCUCAAGAUCCACACCAUCAAAUCCUGCGCUGGCGUUUCUUUGAAGACCCAAGAACUCUACGCUCUUGUUUUUGCUACUCGCUAUUUGGAUAUAUUUACGGAUUUCAUAUCUCUCUACAAUACUAUCAUGAAGCUAAUAUUUUUAGGAAGUUCAUUUUCAAUUGUUUGGUACAUGAGGAACCACAAGAUUGUCAAUAGGUCUUAUGAUAAAUCUCAGGAUACCUUCCGUCAUUAUUUCCUUAUCCUUCCUUGCUUACUCUUGGCCCUUAUUGUUAAUGAGAAAUUCACAUUUAAAGAGGUGAUGUGGGCAUUUUCCAUAUAUUUAGAAGCUGUUGCCAUACUUCCUCAGCUUGUGCUGUUACAAAGAACUAGAAAUAUUGAUAACUUGACCGGGCAAUAUGUAUUUCUUCUUGGUGCAUACCGAGCUCUAUACAUUCUCAACUGGAUUUAUCGCUACUUCACUGAGCCGCACUAUAUCCAUUGGAUAACUUGGAUAUCUGGGCUUGUGCAAACAUUGCUUUACGCGGACUUUUUCUAUUAUUACUUUGAGAGCUGGAAAAACAACAAGAAGCUCCAGUUACCUGCUUGAAAAGCUAAAGGACAGAUCCUCUGUGCUUGAGGACAUCCUGAUUUGUCAACAGCAACAGCCUAUUUUUAUUUCUUUUCUUAAUUCAACUUAUUUUAGAGAGAUAUAUUGUUCUGAGAUUUCUUGGAGAAGGUAAUUGUUUGCAGAUACCAUAAAAGUGAAAGCAAUUGCUUGUUUUUGCCGAAUAUAUUUGUAAAGAAGAAUAUUAACGUUAGUACAUUUAGUUCACUUGUGAUGUCA